This is a messenger RNA of Thelazia callipaeda (thelaziosis nematode), 1932 nucleotides long. NCBI's taxonomy places the organism in Eukaryota, Metazoa, Nematoda, Chromadorea, Rhabditida, Thelaziidae. The record is from the annotation of a GenBank genome assembly.
AUGGUAUCAGUUCAAAGUUUACUGUGCGAAGUAACACCAUUGUUCUCAUCCCAGUAUACUUUGAAAGCAGCAGAUGAGCUGUUUUUUGGCGAUAAAAUGCUUUAUCAUUACUGCUCAAACGAUGAAUCACAAAGAGAGAAACCAGGCCAAAAUCAUUGUUUUAAGGACGAACAGAGUACGAGUUUAGAGAGCGAACAUCGUGAUACUCCCAUUCAUUCGGAUGGUUUGCGUAGUGCUAUUGUUGAUGCUAAAAAAACAUUGAAGCAAGCAUUAGAAGAUGAUGGAAACGAUGAUGCUUCAGCUUUGCUAAAUGAGGUUGCAGCGUUGAAAAAAAUGAGUGAUGAAAUGCGUCUUGAACUUGCAAACUUAAGUAGGGAUUUUCAAAAACUGCUGCAAUAUGUUCAGCAGGUUGGUAUACCCCAACUUUUUAAAGCUAGGUAUCAUUUGCAGUCAAGGACUUAUCUCUUUCUUCAACUUCCACGAAUUGGACGUAAGAUACUUAUUUUGGGCGAUGGGGAUCUUUCCUUCAGUCUUGAAUUCGCUCGUUUGUACACUGAAGUUGAAAUUCAUGCAACUGUUUUCGAGACUUAUAUUGACUAUUUAAAAAAAUAUCCAUCUGCUCAGGAAAACAUCAAAAAACUCCGAACUUAUCAUCCUCGUGUUAAAGUCUCGUUCUCAAUUGAUGCGUGUUCACUUUCAUUAGAAUGGACAGGUAUUUAUGAUGAUAUUAUUUGGAAUUUUCCUCAUCACUGUGGCAAAACUAAUAUUCGAAAAAGUCGUAAUUUGAUGCGAAAAACAUUUGUAAGUAUUGAAAGAAUAUUAUCUGGGGGCCGUUUCCAUCUUACUCUGGCGAAAGGACAAAGUGGUUUGAAUCCUAUUGCUGUCAUUUUAAAUAGAUGUCUCUGUUAUUCCCAACUGCCAAAACAUCGAGCGGAUAGUUGGAAGAUUAUUUACAUAGCUGCAGAGCAGCACUUGAUUCUUGAAGAGGUUUCCAUUUUUCAACGAGAGCAUUUCCCCUCAUAUGUCAGUUCAGGAUAUCGAAAUUCGGAACGAUCCUUUCACAUGGAAUGUGGAGCGGAAACUCUUGUUUUCCGAAUAGCCUUAGCUGUUACUAAACUUGAUGAACUUCAUAAUUUGGAGAAAGAAGUUUUAAAACUCAAAGGAGCAGCUCACGAGUUCAGACCAUUUUUUAAAAGGGACUUGUCUGUUCUUUAUUUGAAUUCUGAUAAAGUAUUAGAAUUGGAAAAAAUUUUAUUCUCUUUGAUUGAGGAGCUUUGUGGCUUUUGCUUGAUCGGAUUCAAUGAAGUUAUUUGUUUGAGGACUACAUAUCUUGGAAAACCUAAUCGUAUCUACCGCUUAGUUUGGCAAAGUUGGUCAAUCCCAUUGUCCAGGAAUCUCUGUAACGUAUUUCAUGAAGAGAUGAAAUUGAUGCUGAUAAAUCGUUUCCUUGAGAAACAUCUGGAAAUGACUAAUAAUAAUGUUCGUUUUGAUGAAUGGAAAGAAAAGCCUUCAGAAGAAGUACAAGAGCAAGUUGAUGCCUCAAAAAGUGAAGAUUUUGAUUUAUUUGGAUCAUCUGAUGAAGAAGAUGAGGAGAAACAGCGUAUCAGAGAGGAAAGACUGAAAGCAUAUGCCAAAAAUAAAGCUAAGAAACCGGAAGGCAUCGCCAAAUCCUCAAUAAUUAUGGAUAUUAAACCAUGGGAUGACACAACUAAUAUGGAAGAUAUGGAGAAACUUGUAAGAUCUAUAGAAAAAGAUGGCCUUGUUUGGGGUGGAGCAAAAUUGGUACCGCUCGCUUACGGCAUCAAAGUUCUACAGAUCAUAUGCGUAGUAGAAGAUGAAAAAGUGUCCGUGGAUAAUUUAAUUGAACAAAUAAUUGAAGAAAUACCAGAUCAUGUGCAAAGCGUCGAUAUUGUAGCAUUCAACAAGAUUUAA